CGGAGGCUCCCCGGUAGGGACGGCCUGAGGCCGAGGGCACCCUGAGGGCGGAAGAGGCAAAGCGCCUCGCCCGCCGGGGCCUCGGAGGUGACUAACUCCUAGAGGCUGCGGCGGAGGGGAGAAGCCUGGUGGUACAUUCCAUGGCCCAGUGCCUCGGCCACUGGAAAAUCCCACAGGGGUAUAUCGAGUAGGGGACCGCGGGCUCCGCGGCAGAAAUGACCGCCCUUCCAAGAUGGCGGCUCCCGUAGAGACACUCCCAAGGAGACAGCCAUGUUCCUUGCCUGAGAGUCACUGAAGGAAAUUGGAAAGCCCGCCUCUCCUUCGACGCACACGCGCACGCGCACGCACGCACCGGCGCGGUCAUCCAGCACAGUGAGCGGCCCCUGGGCACCACCAGAAAACAUUUGUGAGUGAACGUGGAGUGAUGACCAUGUGGACACUGUCUUUCCAGGGUUUCUUGGAGCCUCUGCAGAGUCUGGGGGCCAGGCUUCUUAGUGGAAACUGCAGGAUCUUCCUUCUGACCCCUGCUUGCCUCGCCCCAGCAGCUCCGGUUGAGUCCACAGAUGCCAGCUCAGCUUCCAGCUUGGGGAAGAGUGGGGUUGUCAGCAGGAGAGCCUGAGGGCUGAGGCCCAGCGUGAACAUGGCAGCUAAUGGGGACUCUCCCCCAUGGUCCCCGGCCCUGGCUGCAGAGGGACGUGGCAGCUCAUGUGAGGCUUCAGUGUCAUUUGAGGACGUGACUGUGGACUUCAGCAAGGAGGAGUGGCAGCACUUGGACCCUGCCCAGAGACGCCUGUACUGGGAUGUGACACUAGAGAACUACAGCCACCUGCUCUCAGUGGGGUACCAAAUUCCCAAGUCAGAGGCUGCCUUCAAGUUGGAGCAAGGAGAGGGGCCAUGGAUGCUGGAGGGGGAAGCCCCACAUCAGAGCUGUUCAGGUGAGGCUAUUGGGAAAAUGCAGCAACAGGGAAUUCCUGGAGGAAUUUUCUUCCACUGUGAGAGAUUUGAUCAACCCAUAGGAGAAGAUUCAUUAUGUUCUAUUUUAGAAGAACUGUGGCAAGAUAAUGACCAGCUAGAGCAACGUCAGGAAAACCAGAAUAACCUUUUAAGUCAUGUGAAAGUAUUGAUUAAGGAGAGGGGCUAUGAACAUAAAAACAUUGAAAAAAUAAUUCAUGUGACUACCAAGCUUGUUCCUUCAAUUAAAAGACUCCAUAACUGUGACACAAUUUUGAAGCAUACUUUAAACUCACAUAAUCAUAAUAGAAACAGUGCAACAAAGAACCUUGGCAAGAUUUUUGGAAAUGGUAACAAUUUCCCCCAUAGCCCUUCCUCUACUAAGAAUGAGAAUGCUAAAACAGGAGCAAAUUCCUGUGAACAUGACCACUAUGAAAAACAUCUCAGCCACAAACAAGCUCCCACCCACCAUCAGAAAAUUCAUCCUGAGGAGAAGCUUUAUGUGUGUACUGAAUGUGUAAUGGGCUUCACUCAGAAGUCACAUCUGUUUGAGCAUCAGAGAAUUCAUGCUGGAGAAAAGUCCCGUGAAUGUGACAAAAGCAACAAAGUCUUCCCCCAGAAACCCCAGGUUGAUGUACAUCCAAGUGUUUAUACAGGAGAAAAACCCUAUCUGUGUACUCAAUGUGGGAAAGUCUUUACCCUCAAAUCAAACCUCAUUACACAUCAAAAAAUUCAUACCGGGCAGAAACCCUACAAAUGCAGUGAAUGUGGAAAAGCCUUUUUCCAGAGAUCAGACCUCUUUAGACAUCUGAGAAUUCAUACAGGAGAAAAACCUUAUGAAUGCAGUGAAUGUGGAAAAGGCUUCUCCCAGAACUCAGACCUCAGUAUACAUCAGAAAACUCAUACCGGAGAGAAACACUAUGAAUGCAAUGAAUGUGGGAAGGCUUUCACAAGAAAAUCAGCACUCAGGAUGCAUCAGAGAAUCCACACGGGAGAGAAACCUUAUGUAUGCGCUGACUGUGGGAAGGCCUUCAUCCAGAAAUCACAUUUCAACACACAUCAGAGAAUUCAUACUGGAGAAAAGCCGUAUGAAUGCAGUGACUGUGGGAAAUCCUUCACUAAGAAGUCACAACUCCAUGUGCAUCAAAGAAUUCACACCGGAGAGAAACCCUAUAUAUGUACAGAAUGUGGAAAGGUCUUCACUCACAGGACAAACCUCACCACACAUCAGAAAACUCAUACUGGGGAAAAACCCUAUAUGUGUGCUGAAUGUGGAAAGGCUUUUACUGACCAGUCAAAUCUCAUUAAACACCAGAAAACUCACACUGGAGAGAAACCCUAUAAGUGCAAUGGCUGUGGAAAAGCCUUCAUAUGGAAGUCGCGCCUCAAAAUACAUCAGAAAUCUCAUAUUGGAGAGAGACACUAUGAAUGCAAGGACUGCGGGAAAGCCUUCAUCCAGAAAUCAACACUAAGCGUGCAUCAGAGAAUCCAUACAGGAGAGAAACCGUACGUUUGUCCUGAAUGCGGGAAGGCCUUUAUCCAGAAAUCGCACUUCAUUGCGCAUCAUAGAAUCCAUACUGGAGAGAAGCCUUAUGAAUGCAGCGACUGUGGGAAAUGCUUCACUAAGAAGUCACAACUCCGUGUGCAUCAGAAAAUCCACACAGGUGAGAAGCCCAAUAUAUGUGCUGAAUGUGGAAAGGCCUUCACUGACCGAUCAAAUCUCAUAACACAUCAGAAAAUCCACACUAGGGAGAAACCCUAUGAAUGUGGUGACUGCGGGAAAACCUUCACCUGGAAGUCACGCCUCAAUAUACAUCAGAAGUCUCAUACUGGAGAAAGACACUAUGAAUGUAGUAAAUGUGGGAAAGCUUUCAUCCAGAAAGCCACACUAAGUAUGCAUCAGAUAAUUCAUACAGGAAAGAAACCUUAUGCUUGUACAGAAUGUCAGAAGGCCUUUACUGACAGAUCGAAUCUCAUUAAACACCAGAAAAUGCAUAGUGGAGAAAAACGCUAUAAAGCCAGUGACUGAGAAAGUCUUCACCUGGAAAUCACAACUGGGUAUGCAUCAGGUAUCUAAUAGCAGGGAGGAGGAAGGCCUGUUGCUGCAAUCAUUGUACAGGGGGAAAUGGGUAUGAGAGACUGAGGCUUGAGUGAACUGAAGGCAAACAGAGCCAAGUAUCCUUCAGUCCACUGGAAAGACAAGUUCCUGCAUCACCACAGUGUAUAUGCAAUUCUAUGCAUAGGAAGAGCCUUUAGAGAAAGCAUUUGAGCGAAAGUCAUGUUUGGUGACAUGAUUCAUACAGACCUCUUGAGCUCCUGGAAAUAGUAGAAUUAAGACCUGAGGAGAUGACUCGUCAUCUCUUAUGCUUCACUUUUUGGAUAAAGAACUUUUUAAAUUCAGUACUGAUUGGUUCAGCAUAUCCUGGGACAUAAAAAUACUCACUACUGGGAAAAACUUUUUCAAAUUUCUAGGUUGAGGAGAAGAGUUUUCAUUGUCCAAACACUGGCAGGGCACUGACAUCAAGGCAGAAAACCUACUUGGGAAUGCAGAUAUCUGUUUUUGUGAUCAUUGGCACUUAAGACAUAGAAAAGAUUUCCAUGAAAAACUUUUUUCUUUUCCCUUGGGAAGUCCUCAUGGUAUAUAUAUUUUAAGUGCAAUGGAAUUUUUAAAUUUAAAGAUAUAACUUUAUGAAUUGAGAAAUUAGGCCUAGCUCUAGGCUAUGUUACAGAAAUAUAGUCAUUGAAUGAUACAGACAUAUAAAGGUAGUAGUUGUCUCAUUAUUAAUUCCCUGCUGGGAGAGCAGAUGAGUCAUACCCUAUAAGAAGUAUGCAUGCCUUCUAACCUAUGUCCCCAAAGCUGUCAUUUGCAUAAGCUGCAGGCCAUAGAUUCCUGAUUCCCUCAGUAACUGACCCUACGACAAUGGAACUGAUCCACGGCACUCUAGAUUUUCAGGCUAACCCACCAACACCCCUGCUUUCCUUGGGAUUUCCUGAAAAAGAAUGGUUGAAAAAUUGAGUUUCACUUCCUAAUAUUUUGUUUUUCUUCCUAUUUGGUUAAGGUAUAUUCAUUUCCUACAUGCACAUUAAGGGUAGUUUUGUGUAGACUGCUAUGUGAUAAAGUCAUGUUGCAUUGCAAUUAGUUAUUCUAAGACAUAAUUACAGUUUAUCAUAGUUGAAUAACUGGAAGACUUCUCAAGAAAGAGCACUGCUCUUUUUUAACACUGAUAUAUAGACACGUUCUCAUUUUCCCUUAAACAUUUUUUACAAUACUCAUAAAAAGGAACUUUCUUUCUAGCAUGCAAUUGUAUUUUUAUUUUAUUUUAAAAUCUUUUUAUUAAACUAUAAUGUAUACAGAAAAUGCAUAUAUCAUAAACAUACAGCUCAGUGCAUUCUCAAAAACUGAACAUACUCAGAUCAAGAAACAGAACAUGACCAGCACCCCAGAAGCCUUCCCCACUUUCCCUUCCAGGCAAGCCCCCAAGGGUAUACAUUAUCCUGGCUUCUCACAGCAUAGAUUCAUUUUGCCUGUUUUGUAUUUUAUAUAAAUUGAGUCAAUUAUAUAUCAUAUAAUUGAGCCAUAUACUCUUUAGCAUCUGUCUUCUGUCAUUCACAUUAUGUAUGUGAGAGUCAUCCAUAUGUUGCAUAUAGUUGUAGAUAAUUCAUUUUCAUUGUCAUGUUGUAUCCCAUUCUGUGAAUAUGCUGCAAUAUAAUUUAUCCAUUCUACUGUUUGUAGACAUUUGGGUUGUUUGCAGCUUGGGCUAUUAGGAAUUGUGUUGCUGUGUAUUGGUGAACAUAUGUAUGUAUUCCUGUUAGGUAUGUACCUAAGUGUAUCCAUAUGUUCAGCUAUAUGUUAUAAAACCAGUUUUCAAGUGGUUGUACCAAUGUACACUCCCACCAACCCAGUAUGCGAGUUCUAGUGCUCCACAUACUUGCCAACAUUUGGCAUUUUCCAUCUUUUUUACUAUAGCCAUUAGUGGUGGGCAUAUAGUGAUAUGUCAGUUUUAGUUUUCGGUUUUAUUUUCUUGUCCUCCAAACCAUUGUAGUAUCUCCCCAGGAUAGAUGAGUGAUGGCUGAGACCUGAGACCUAGGCCUGUUCCUCACAUGACUGCACCAUUUUACAUUCUAUCAAUGUAUGAGGUUUCCGGUUUCUCCACAUCCUUACCAACUCUUAUUAUUAUUAGUCUUUUUUAUUAUAGCUAUCCUAGUACAUGUGAAGUUAUAUUGUGAUAUUAAUUUACACUGCCCUAAUGAUUAAUAAUAUUGAUCAUCUUUUAUUGAGAA
This is a messenger RNA of Homo sapiens (human), 5232 nucleotides long. It is a transcript of the gene ZNF41, whose product is annotated as zinc finger protein 41. The coding region runs from base 641 to 2980 and encodes 779 amino acids. Gene Ontology annotation, biological process: regulation of DNA-templated transcription. The record is from RefSeq and is marked reviewed. The transcript has 5 exons. Gene Ontology annotation, cellular component: nuclear lumen; nucleus. Lineage: Eukaryota; Metazoa; Chordata; Mammalia; Primates; Hominidae.